Messenger RNA from Aspergillus versicolor CBS 583.65, 1141 nucleotides. RefSeq names its product lytic polysaccharide monooxygenase auxiliary activity family 9 protein. NCBI's taxonomy places the organism in Eukaryota, Fungi, Ascomycota, Eurotiomycetes, Eurotiales, Aspergillaceae. The coding region runs from base 183 to 1064 and encodes 293 amino acids. The record is from RefSeq and is a predicted model, not a curated record. The transcript is spliced from 3 exons.
AGUAAAGACUGCCAUCUCAGGUAUAUAAGGAAGCAUCUCCUCGGUGGUGGCAUCCCCCUGUAACUUCAAAGUCACUGUGUGCCUUCUCCUGUUCACUCAUUUUACUAUACACUCGCUUUUCUGGGCUGGCCCCUUUGCAUUCACUUAACCAAACUUCUGUUCACUUUCCUCUUUUCUUCAACAUGAAGCUUUCUCUUCUUGCUGCCGCGGCUAUCGCACCCCUGGCGUCGGCCCAUUACUUCUUUGACACCCUGGUCAUCGACGGCCAGGAAACCACCCCCAAUGAAUACGUUCGUUCCAACACCAGGCCCGAGAAGUACAACCCAACUAAAUGGGUAAACACCCGCGAUGACAUGACCCCCGACAUGCCGGACUUCCGCUGCAACAAGGGCGCCUUUAGCUUCGCUGAUCAGACCCAGACGGCCGAGGUCAAGGCUGGAUCCAAGCUUGCCAUGAAGCUCGGUGUUGGUGCUACCAUGCAGCACCCUGGCCCUGGUCUCGUGUACAUGUCCAAGGCUCCCAGUGCAGCUAACCAGUACGAGGGUGACGGUGACUGGUUCAAGAUCCACGAGGAAGGCAUCUGCGACACGAGCAAGGACAUCAAGACCGAUGCGUGGUGCACCUGGGACAAGGAUCGUAUCGAGUUCACGAUCCCUGCUGACCUCCCGGAUGGAGAGUACCUUAUCCGGCCUGAACAUAUUGGUGUCCACGGAGCGCAUGACGGACAGGCUGAAUUUUACUACGAAUGCGCCCAGGUCAAGGUCACUGGCGGUGGCAACGGCUCUCCUGAUGCUACAAUCAAGUUCCCCGGUGGCUACCAGCAAGACGACCCUUCGUUCAACUUCAGCGUCUGGGGUGGCAUGAAGGACUAUCCUAUGCCUGGCCCUCCCGUCUGGACCGGUGGUUCUGCCUCUUCCUCCAGCUCCGGCUCUUCCUCCAGCUCCGGCUCUGCUUCCAAUGAAGGCAGUGCGGACUACUCCAGUGGCUACACCCAGGAGAAAGAGGCCAACACUUGCAGCAGCAGCCCCUACCGCCGCCGACAUGCUCGCGACUUCAGCGAGUAAGUACUGGCUACAACAGAAGACCGCGUUACCGCUGCUUAGAUGGUAAUAUUGGAUUUGCUGGGUAUUCCGAGGACUAC